This is a messenger RNA of Darwinula stevensoni, 1425 nucleotides long. NCBI's taxonomy places the organism in Eukaryota, Metazoa, Arthropoda, Ostracoda, Podocopida, Darwinulidae. The record is from the annotation of a GenBank genome assembly.
AUGCACGCUUUCCAGCUGCGACGGGUUGAGAAGAGAAUGGAUCCUCAUCCGAAGGGAGACCCUGAAGCCUCUUCCUUCUCCGAGGCCCUCCGCGCCCGGGCCGGAGGAACCGCGCGGCCGGGCGGGCCCGCCUCCACCUCCAUCCAGUCGCUCCAGCUGAUGCAUCCGGGAGGCACCAAGGCCGUUCGCGGCAGAUCCGUGGAUGCAUUAGCACCUGUCGAGUCUGCGAUCCUCGUCGCUCUCGAUUCUGCUCGUCGAGACGACGCGCGGUGCAGAGCUGAGAUGGACCCCACUGGGAAAUUUUCUGCAUUUCAUUUCACCAAGACUCAAGAAGCAAAGGCACGAAUGGAAGCAAUUGCAGAGGAAUCAGAUACUGGCCAGGGCGAGGGCCAAGAGAAGAGACUCUCGGAGCAGCGGGCCAAGUUCGGACUGCCCAGUCCGAGUAAGAUCCAGCGGUCUCCCUUGCUCGGGGUCAUACGGUCCUACAAUCAAGUUGCGAAGGGGGAGUGGGUCUACUUGGUGGUGGCGCACGCUGUUCUGUGCCUUUUUCGUCGUGUUGGAGGGACGAUUUUUUCCUUGGUGCUUACCAUUAUGCGAUUUGUGACGUUGGAGAAGAGUAGCGACGACUAUCCGUUUGCGAUCAUCAUGUUCAUCAGCACGCUGUUCUGUGCCUUUUUCGUCGUUUAUGGAGUGUGGAGGGAACAGCCCUUCUCGUUGUUGGUCUACAUCGUGGCCACAAUCGUGGUGCUGGUGUAUGUGAUCAUGAACUUCGUGAGCAGUAACCAACGGGAGGUCCAGACGAUCGAAGGGACACCGAAGCUGUUGCGGCUGGUGGUGACAUCCUGCCUCUCGGCCUAUCUCAUCCCCGUCGGGUUCUACUAUGCCUACAGGUACUGGGACUCGCAGAAGUUCAUCUACGACCUGGUCGGGCCGGAGCCGAGACGCAUGCGGGCGCUCAACGUCUUUUUUGCCUUCCAGUCGCUGCUGUGGUUCGACCUCUUGGUGGAACUUUCCCUGGAGGUCAUGAUCAUGCGCCAUGGGAUUUUAGGCUUAGACCACAAGGAGGUGCUGGUACUCGCCGUUGGCUGUGUUCUCAGCAUCGGGAUGCGUUUAUUGGGGUAUCUCGCAGUCCGAUACGAAAAUCCGAAAUUGUGUCUCGUGUAUGCGGUAUUGGGUCUUCUUCCUCUUGGUUACGUCAUUUCCUUGUUCUACGACGCCUACGAGACCUUGGACCCGUCAAGCACCAUCUACAAGACGAUCCUCUUCACCGGAAGCGUGAUGCUCGUCAUGAAGGUCAUCCUCCUUUGGAUGGUCUUCCUUUCCUACCGGAACUUUGGGAUGGGGAUUCUGCAAUGGGUCUAUGGAGAUCCGGUCGUUCGCCAAACCAAUGUUAAAGGCGUCGUCGAGUUUAAGGACGGAGAGUGA